Molecule: messenger RNA, 6053 nt
Organism: Thunnus maccoyii (southern bluefin tuna)
Lineage: Eukaryota; Metazoa; Chordata; Actinopteri; Scombriformes; Scombridae
Gene: atp11c
Product: ATPase phospholipid transporting 11C
Exons: 30
Coding region: 537-3956 (1139 amino acids)
Biological process (GO): phospholipid translocation
Cellular component (GO): plasma membrane; trans-Golgi network; recycling endosome
Molecular function (GO): ATP binding; ATPase-coupled intramembrane lipid carrier activity; ATP hydrolysis activity
Source: RefSeq, a predicted model, not a curated record
UUCGCCGGGUGGAGCUUAUGAACGUGGGAACGUCUGUGCUGCUGCUGGUUGCCGUGGAGUGAAAAUUGUUUCAGGGGAGGUGAUGAGACCUGUGCGCGGGGAUUGAUUAAGAGAAGUUAGUUGAUAGUGUGUCGGCGGCAGUUUCUGAAUCACCCGGGAGGCAGACUUGAGAGCGACAAAUGAUUUGCAUGAGUCUCAGCAACAGGGCACAGAGCGAAAUGUCAGGGACUGUUUCAGCCCUGAGCAGAGGGACGCGCGACUAGUACACCGCAACGCGGAAAAUAUUCAAGGGGGGAGAGAAUGCGAAUGGUGGGAAGAUACCGAAAUCAAACAAAAUGGAAACGAUGUAGCGUCGCUGCGGCAUUUCAUAUAGCUAGAACUAACGUUAGAGUAGAGACUAGAUAGCUAAGGAGCUAGCAGGUUAACUAACAUACAUGUAAAGUUAUUCCCCGGAGAAGCUGAAAAGGAGCCCGGAGGCGUCUGUUGAAUCAGAAGAGUUCAUCAGUACUGCGAAAUCCAAGAAGAUAAACUAGAAGAUGCUACGGAGAAGAAUUAACCGUUUGCUUGGCGGUGAUGAGAGAAGAGUAGACAGUAGGACUAUCUAUAUUGGUCAUCGGCAGUGUUCUGCCAGUGAAGCUUUCAUCCCACCCAAGUUCUGUGAUAACAGGAUUGUGUCCUCCAAGUAUACAGUGUGGAACUUUCUACCAAAGAACCUGUUUGAGCAGUUUAGAAGAAUUGCCAAUUUCUACUUCCUUAUCAUCUUCCUGGUGCAGGUGAUAGUGGACACCCCCACCAGCCCAGUCACCAGUGGCCUACCCUUAUUUUUUGUGAUUACAGUGACCGCUAUCAAGCAGGGCUAUGAGGACUGGCUACGGCACAAGGCUGACAAUGAGGUGAAUAAGCACCAAGUGACAGUGCUAGAGGACAGCCGGAGGAUACAGAAGGAGAGUGAGAAGAUCAAGGUUGGAGAUGUUGUGGAGGUAGAGGAAGAUGGGACCUUUCCCUGUGAUUUAAUACUGCUGAAAUCUAGCCGAGAUGACGAUACAUGUUUCGUUACCACAGCAAGUCUGGAUGGAGAGUCCAACCAUAAGACACACUACACAGUGCCAGACACAGAGAAGGAUCUGGAAUCUCUCAAUGCCACCAUCGAGUGUGAACAGCCACAGCCUGACCUUUACAAGUUCGUCGGUCGUAUGCACAUCUACAAAAGCAAUCAGGAGCCUGCAGUGAGGUCUUUAGGCCCAGAAAACCUACUGUUGAAAGGGGCAACUUUAAAGAACACUAAGAAAAUUUGUGGUGUUGCUGUUUACACUGGCAUGGAGACAAAAAUGGCUCUCAACUACCAGGGCAAGUCUCAGAAACGCUCUGCUGUGGAGAAGUCCAUCAAUGCCUUCCUUCUGGUUUACCUUUGUAUAUUGGUGAGCAAGGCCCUAGUGUGCACUAUACUGAAGUAUGUAUGGCAGAGCAAGCCUGGGCAGGAUGAGCCUUGGUACAAUGAGAAGACGAAAAGAGAGAAGGAAACCAAUCUGUAUCUAAAGAUGUUCACUGACUUCCUGUCCUUCAUGGUGCUCUUCAACUUCAUCAUUCCGGUGUCCAUGUACGUGACGGUUGAGAUGCAGAAGUUUUUGGGAUCCUUUUUCAUCGCCUGGGACAAGGAUUUUUUUGACCCUGAAAUCCAGGAAGGGGCACUGGUCAACACCUCAGACCUCAAUGAGGAGCUGGGACAGGUGGAGUAUGUCUUCACAGACAAGACGGGCACCCUUACUCAGAACAACAUGGAGUUCAUAGAGUGCUGUAUCGACGGCUUCCAGUACAAGUACAGGGACACAAGCUCAGAGUUGGAUGUGUUCUGUGUCACAGAUGGACCUGUGAGCAAACUACAGCAGAAAGCUGGCAAGGAGAAGGAAGAGCUGUUUCUACGUGCCCUGUGUCUGUGCCACACAGUUCAGGUGAAGGAGUCUACAGAGCAAGAUCAGGUCCAAGGGGACGGACUGAUGGACCAGGUGGAUGGCUUAGGGGUGGAUGGAGAUAUGCUCCAUGAACCACUGAAGCAGAGAGGGUUUAUAGCCUCUUCACCUGAUGAGGUUGCUCUGGUCAAGGGUGCCAUGAGGUAUGGCUUCACAUUUCUGGGUCUUGAAAGUAAAACCAUGAAAAUUCUGAACAGGAACAACGAUGUUGAAAUGUAUGACCUGCUUCACGUGUUGAACUUUGACCCAGUGAGAAGGCGAAUGAGUGUAAUCGUCAGAUCCAAAUUAGGUGAUACACUGCUCUUCUGUAAGGGAGCAGACUCUUCCAUCUUUCCCCGUGUGAGACAGGAGGAGGUCGAAAGGAUACGUAUGCACGUGGAGCGUAAUGCAACAGAGGGCUACAGGACGUUGUGUGUGGCCUAUAAACAUCUCAGUGCAGAGGAGUAUGCCCAGGCAGAUGCAGGACUGAGGGAAGCUAGACUGGCUCUGCAGGACAGAGAGGAGAAACUCAUGGCUAUUUACAAUCAGGUGGAGACCGGCAUGAGUCUAAUAGGAGCUACCGCUGUAGAAGAUCGGCUUCAAGACGAGGCGGCAGAGACCAUGGAGGCUCUGCAAGGGGCAGGAAUUAAGAUUUGGGUCCUAACAGGGGACAAGAUGGAGACAGCAAAGUCCACCUGUUAUGCUUGUAGAUUAUUUCAGAGGGGCACAGAGCUGUUGGAGCUAACUGUUCGCACUCUGGAAGAUGGAGGGAAGAGGCGUGAGGAACGACUGCACGAGCUCUUGCUUGAAUACCACAAGAAAGCUGUGCAGGAUGCACCACCAGUCAAGACUGGCGUCACCAGGACCUGGUCUUCGGCCAACCAAGACUAUGGUUUUAUUAUAGAUGGUGCCACUCUGUCGAUGGUGCUCAACUCCUCCUCUGAAUCCAAUUCCAGUCGCUACAAGAAUCUGUUCCUGCAGAUUUGUCAAAACUGCACAUCGGUGCUGUGCUGCCGUAUGGCUCCUCUGCAAAAGGCACAGAUAGUAAAAAUGGUGAAGAACUCUAAAGGCAGCCCAAUCACCCUUUCCAUUGGAGAUGGUGCCAAUGAUGUCAGUAUGAUUUUGGAAGCUCAUGUUGGCAUUGGUAUUAAGGGUAAAGAGGGGCGGCAGGCGGUGAGGAACAGUGAUUAUGCCAUCCCCAAACUCAAGCAUCUCAAGAAACUUUUGUUGGCACAUGGGCAUCUCUACUAUGUUCGCAUUGCUCACCUUGUGCAAUAUUUCUUUUACAAGAACCUCUGCUUCAUCUUACCUCAGUUUUUGUACCAGUUCUUCUGCGGCUAUUCUCAGCAACCCCUGUAUGACGCGGCCUAUCUGACGAUGUACAACAUCUGCUUCACCUCUAUGCCCAUCCUGGCUUACAGCCUUUUUGAACAGCACAUCUGCAUUGAGGUUCUGCUGGACAAUGCUACCCUCUACAGAGAGAUUGCUAAGAACGCCAUGUUGCGAUGGGGACCCUUCCUUUACUGGACUUUACUAGGAGUCUUCCAUGGCUUGGUCUUCUUCUUUGGUGUUCGAUUUUUGUUCAGUAACCCAGCACUGCAGGAUAAUGGCCAGGUUUUUGGAAACUGGUCAUAUGGAACGAUUGUCUUCACUGUCCUUGUCUUUACUGUCACACUAAAGCUCGCGCUGGACACACGGCACUGGACAUGGAUCAACCACUUUGUAAUCUGGGGCUCCCUGGCCUUCUAUGUGUUCUUCAGCUUCUUCUGGGGAGGAAUAAUAUGGCCUUUCCUGAGGCAGCAGCGUUUGUACUUUGUGUUUGCCAACAUGCUGAGUUCAGUGUCAGCCUGGCUGGUCAUCAUCUUGCUCAUCCUGCUCAGCCUACUGCCAGAGAUCCUGCUUGUGGUGUUCCGCAAGCCCCGCGGCCCCCACGCUCGACAGCUGUCAGAGGGCGGCCUCCUACAAACAUCCAGAUCGCAGCUGUCACACCACUAUCCUACAAGCACCUGAAGGAGCGCGAGUGAAAGGCAGCAAGGACUCACAAACAACAGUGGCAUCAGCCACAUUCAGGGUCCCAUGCCCAUCAGGUCAGAGCUGUCUGCCAUCAUGCCUGAUCUAAAUCAAGGAGGUGAUGAAGAAGAAGAGGAGGAGAGAAAAAAAAAUCAGAAGAAAAAGAGAGAUUUGCUGACUGGGGCGAAGGCAUAAAAAUGUGUCUCUCUGCUCUGUUCGUCUCUGCCCAAACCCCCCAACCCCCCCCCCCCCCCUCCCCACGCAUGCCUGCAGAGCAGUGCCCUGCAUUAUUCUUAAAAAUAUCUACUCAGAUGACAGGCAUGAGUUUUCUUUCUUUUACUUCUUUUUUUAAAAAAAUACUAGCUUACAGAUGAAUGCAUACACGGCUGCCUUGUCAGUAGCUCUAUUCAACUGCUGUGUUUUAACAAGCGGUUGUAAUAUCCACUCCAAGAAUUGUUCACCUGCAUGAAAGAAGGCUCAAAAGAAUGCUUCACUCCACUGAUGUUCAGUCACUGUAUUCAGCAACGUUUUUUAAUAAGACAUGAUAAACCCAUUCUCAACGGUUAUUCUACUUUACAGUUAUUACGCUUUCCAACGGUUAUUCUUUUAAAUGAUUAUCAUACAUUCACUCGUUCACAGGUCCAAAUUUUAUAAGAUGAAAAGUUACUGAACGUGACAUCAGUUCAACUCAGUGCAGCAAACUGAGUGUUGGAACGGUUCUCUGGUUUCUAGUUGAUUUGUUGUUUUUCAUUGAUUCUGAAAUCUCUAUUGAAUACUAAUUUAGGAGAGAAGUAAAGUGGGGCCAUAUCGCCGCUCGAUCCCAAAAGAGUGUAUACGUAUGUAAGAAUGAGAAAUAGAUUAGAGAUGUAAAGGAUAUUCUGGCAAUGCUUUGAGCAUGACCUAAAUCUUCCAGCCUCAGAGAUAAUUUAAGAGAGUCCAAUUAAGAUGAGAAAAUUAAUAUAUGUGCUGUACUGUAUAUAGCUUAGAGAUGUAUAACAGCAUCUGCUCAAAGCCAAAAAAGAUGAAGUCUGAAACAGACACGUAACGCGAUCCGAUACCGUCCACACAAGUGUGACCUGCAAGUGACAAGUCGGUGUGUGUGUGUGUCUGCGUGUUACAUAAUUGAGUGCAACUUUGCUGGAUGAGAAUAGUCAGAAAUGCCUGUUUUUUUUGUGUGUGUGUGUGUGUGUGAUGAAAAACCAGGAUUACUUGAGCCUUGUUGAUGUAGUACGGUUAGAUAUAUCCUGCACUAUUGAGGAAACUGGUUUGUUCAUUGCGUAGAUGGUCACUAAGGCACAAGAACGUACGAAAGAUACACACACAGACAUGCACGUAUCGGAUAGACGAGAGCGAGAAACACACAUUAACAACACACAUUGUAUACAAAUAAAUGCGCACAUGCACUAAAGCCUAAAAUGAGGUAUUUAUGUUCAUUACACAUUAUCUAGUUUGCAUCAUUUGUUUCAGUCAGGCUGAAGUUGGAAAGUAAAGAAAUCCAACUCCAGACCUGCAGAGUCAACAUAGUUAAUGCCACUGAGGCUUUACCCUCCAUCUCCUUCCUUCUGUUUUUCAGUCAAAUCUGCUGACCAACAGGAUGAUAGAGUGAACUGUUUGGCCUUUUGUUCUUUCCUUUAACUUCUUAUGUGUAGUGCUUCAUACAUUCCAUUUAAACAUGCAAUGAUUUCAAACACUUUUAGAUACUCUUUGGAAUAUUUUUUCCUUUUCUUUUGUUUUUUUGUUUUUUUCCCACAAACAAGUAUUGUCUGUUUGGCAUAUUUAUUGUUAAGUGUGAUUUUAUUCACAAAUGUUAUAUUUUUAUUACAUAAAUCUUUUUUAUUGUGGAGAGUGGUCAGCUUUGUGCCAGUUGAGUUAGCCUGUGUUAUUACUCCAGCCCUGAUAUGAGCCUGUGCCAAUCCCAUUUGAUAGUCUUUGUCAUAUGUGCAAAGACAGGCAGCCCCCCCACCACCACACUCCAACCCCCCCCCUAAAAUGAACCUCUGAAGCAGUGCUGCUCCUUUUGCCAUCAUAGUUCUGGGUGAUUUAACUUGUGGUUUAAACCAGCGAGUACCAGUCACUAAUCAGUUACAUCUAACUGUU